This is a messenger RNA of Actinia tenebrosa (Australian red waratah sea anemone), 988 nucleotides long. RefSeq lists its product as uncharacterized. The record is from RefSeq and is a predicted model, not a curated record. Lineage: Eukaryota; Metazoa; Cnidaria; Anthozoa; Actiniaria; Actiniidae.
AUGGCAGACAAGUUGCAGARRUYRUKCAARCUGCCUUCAUGGAUUGCGUUCUGGCUUGYCCUGUCUUCUGUUAUUUGCACAAUAGAUGCUCUCUUCGUUCUUCUCAGGCCUCGUACCCUGCCUGGAGGCGACCUGAAUUAUCUUGUGCGACCCUACAAUCUUUACAUUGAAAUUGACAAGCGAUAUAUAGACCUGAAGGAUGGCUUUGUUAUUGGUCAAAGCUGGAUGAAUCUAGUUGAAGUUUUCUUCAAUGCUAUUACACUUGUUUUGAAUGCCCAGAGUUCUGCUCAUAGUGUAGUAAUGGCACUUGUUGUUUCAACUAUGACGUGUUCCAAGACAGUGCUAUAUUUCGUCAUCUCAUCCAAGUUGUGCCAUGGUGAUGAGUUUAUUGCCCAAACAUCGUGGUCAGAACACUUGUUGUUUUACAUCAUUCCUAAUGGCACAUGGAUUUUAAUGCCUUUAUUAUGCAUUAUUACAUUGUUAUUAAAGAUAAGUCAUGCUAUAGAAAUAAGUAACCUUGCAUCAAAACAAAAAAAGACAAAAUGAUUCAUUAAUAGUUACAAUCUGAUUUACUUUGAGCUUAUUUCCUUUGUGUUCCUGCUUACUACAAUAAUUAGAAAUUAUCCUUACAUGUUAUCAUAGAGURCACACCAUAUAAUAAUCUGUGAAACAAAAGCAAAGAUGUUUUAUCUAUUGCAGCUAUCUCGUUGCUAUUUUAUACAAAAGAGUGGAUAUUACUGGAGCAGAACAUUGGGAACUAAAGCAAAUACCUGUGCGCAUCUUUCUUUUGUUCAUGCCUGAGUGAAUUCUUAGCUUUUUUACAUACUAAAUCGUUGAUGACUAAACACUUUUAGUUAAGUCCUAAAUGGGUAGUAGUUGUUUCACAGGUAUGUGGUGUGCAUGUGGUCUUUCCACUUUUUUCAGUGACAAUAUAUUAUUAUUGUACCAUUUCUGUGCAACAUGCCAUAAAAUCCUGGUUAUGAACCUU